Messenger RNA from Bactrocera neohumeralis, 1521 nucleotides. RefSeq lists its product as uncharacterized. The record is from RefSeq and is a predicted model, not a curated record. Gene Ontology annotation, molecular function: protein dimerization activity. Lineage: Eukaryota; Metazoa; Arthropoda; Insecta; Diptera; Tephritidae.
AUGGGAAGAAAACGAAAUGUAUUCAUACGUGAUUUUUAUAUUAUUGAAGGCUCCAAUGGAGAAUGUAAACUUUGUAAAAAAAAAAUUAGUGCACUCUGUUUAACUAAUAUGAAAAGACAUUUACAAAAGGACCAUAGUUAUAUAUAUGAUGACAACAGGGCUAAAAUAGAAAAGUGCAAAAACGAUAAAAAAAUUAAAUUUACCGUUGAAAUGUCCGUGAAUGAAGUUGUUAAUUCUUGCAUCACUUUGUUAACUAAACAAUCAGUGCCCUUGUCACAUUUUGACAGUGAGCCAUUUAAUACAUUAACAAACCCAAUAUUUGAUGGUCUACAUAUUCCAAAAAUAAACUCAAGAAAUAUUUUACACCAUUUGAAAGAUCAGUGUGAUAACUUAAAAAAUAAUAUAAGAAAUUUAACAAAAAAUAAAAUACUUUGCUUAAAAAUGGAUGCAGUUACUCGCCACGAUCGGGCUAUUUUGGGUGUAAAUGUGCAAAUAAUCACAUCCAAUAAACUUGAAAUAUUCACACUAGUCAUGCUCGAAUUGAAGCGGAAACAUACUGCGCAAUAUUUAACCACUAAAAUUGAAAAUGUUUUGAAAAGUUUCAAUAUAGAUAAGGCGCAAGUUUAUGCAGUAACCACUGAUAACGGCCGGAAUAUGGUGAAAGCGGUGGUACUGUUAUCAUUGUAUAGUGAUGACGAAGAAAGUGACAGUGAAAUAGAAGACAAUUACGAAAGUAUUGUGUGCAAUGUAAGAUUUGAAAAUAUUAUUUCUAUUAAAUGUGCUGCCCACACAUUGCAGUUAGCUGUUAAAGACUUUUUAGAUAACUUAAAUACAAAUGUAGUGAAUAAGUCACCGAAUUGUGUAAAAUAUUUGAGAACACCUGCAUAUCGACAUAGUAUUAAAAGUAGCCAAACCCUCAAACCAAUAUUGGACGUACCAACACGUUGGAGCUCCACUUAUAAUAUGUUGAAGCGACUUCUACACUUAAAAGAAUUUUGCUGUAAAAAUUUGCCAUUAUCCGAGCAACUCCAAAGACAUGAGUGGGCGGAACUAGAAAAAAUUAUGCAUGCUCUACAACCACAAAACACUGAAACUCAGCGAUUUUCCCGCUGGACACCACCUGUUGCAGAAGACUUAUUUCUAAUAGAUGAAAGCUCCGUUGCAAGCUCUCGAUCUUUAUUAGCUGACGGUUUAAAGUCAAUGGAGAUGAAUUAUUCAUCUUCGUAUGAAGAUGACAUUCCUAUGUCAAUAAAUGACAUCCUCCGAAAAGCGUAUUUUGAAAUAGAUAAUUAUAAAGAAAAACGUUUGGAUACUUCUGCUAAUUUAUUGGAAUAUUGGGAGAGCAAAAAAUUUGCGUAUCCAUGGCUUCAAGAAUUAGCUUUAAUUGUUCAUUCUGUACCUGCCACUCAAGUCAGUGUAGAAAGGUCAUUUUCGGCACUCAGAUUGAUAUUGGGAGAUUUGAGAUAUAAUUUAUCUGAGGAACAUUUAGAAUCGAUUAUGAUGGUAAAAUUGAACACCUGA